Molecule: messenger RNA, 2023 nt
Organism: Erpetoichthys calabaricus (reedfish)
Lineage: Eukaryota; Metazoa; Chordata; Cladistia; Polypteriformes; Polypteridae
Gene: katna1
Product: katanin p60 (ATPase containing) subunit A 1
Exons: 11
Coding region: 137-1573 (478 amino acids)
Biological process (GO): microtubule severing
Cellular component (GO): microtubule cytoskeleton
Molecular function (GO): ATP binding; microtubule binding; ATP hydrolysis activity
Source: RefSeq, a predicted model, not a curated record
GAAAUAUCUCAACGCCGCACUGGUUGAAGGGACCUGCCCAGUAGAGAUGUUAUCGGAAGUGACGUAAUAAAUAACCCUUCAAAGUAGUUGUGAGCGGGCCGGGUGGGCUGACUGGGGUUUGGUAUAAAACCACAAGAUGAGUCUCCUGGAAAUCAAUGAAAAUGUGAAACUGGCCAGAGAAUAUGCUUUACUUGGAAAUUAUAGUUCUGCCCUAGUUUAUUAUCAAGGUGUCCUGGAUCAAAUGAAGAAGUACUUUUUAUCUGUGAGAGAUACCACAUUACAGCAAAAAUGGCAACAGGUUUGGCAAGAGAUUGGUGAAGAAAACAAACAUGUUAAAGAAAUUAUGGCAACUCUUGAAAGUUUUAAUUUAGAUGGCGCUCCAUCUAAACCUGCAAGCAAAGAUGAAGAUAUUUGGCCAGUUCAGGUUGAACGCAGACACUCUCCCUGUCCUGUUAGAAGACAGCCUCUCCCUUAUAAUGAAGGUAAACCUCAUCAUAAUAAUCGAUUAAGUGCAGCACCAAAAAAUCAACAUCGACCCUCUCCACGAGGUGGCAAUAGUGAUAAAGGAAGGCCUGUUAGAAGAGAGAAGGCUAAAGAUAAGAUCAAACCCUCUGCUGAUGUUUCAGAGACUGAAGUUAAAAAAUUUGAUGGGACAGGUUAUGAUAAAUAUUUAGUGGAAGCACUGGAAAGAGAUAUUAUAUCACAAAACCCCAAUGUGAAAUGGGAUGACAUAGCAGACUUGGAAGAGGCCAAAAAACUACUUAAGGAAGCAGUAGUUUUACCAAUGUGGAUGCCAGAAUUCUUUAAAGGAAUUAGGAGACCAUGGAAAGGCGUAUUAAUGGUGGGGCCACCUGGAACAGGAAAGACCUUGCUAGCCAAAGCUGUAGCUACUGAAUGCAAAACUACAUUUUUUAAUGUCUCGUCAUCGACACUUACCUCAAAAUACAGAGGAGAAUCUGAAAAGUUAGUCCGGCUCUUGUUUGAAAUGGCACGAUUCUAUGCUCCUACAACAAUAUUUAUUGAUGAAAUUGACUCUAUGUGCAGUCGCAGAGGUACAUCAGAAGAGCAUGAAGCAAGUAGAAGGGUGAAGGCAGAGCUACUUGUUCAAAUGGAUGGUGUUGGAGCCUCAGAAAAUGAUGAUCCAUCAAAAAUGGUAAUGGUUCUGGCAGCCACUAAUUUUCCUUGGGACAUAGAUGAGGCAUUAAGGAGAAGAUUGGAAAAAAGAAUUUACAUUCCCUUACCUUCAGCAAAAGGGAGGGAAGAACUUUUGAGAAUUAACCUAAAAGAACUAGAAUUGGCCCCUGAUGUUGACCUUGUUAAAAUUGCACAGAAAAUGGAAGGCUACUCUGGAGCAGAUAUUACAAAUGUGUGCAGGGAUGCCUCUCUUAUGGCUAUGCGGCGUCGUAUUGAAGGCUUAACACCUGAAGAAAUUAGAAACAUUUCCAAAGAUGAAAUGCACAUGCCAACCACCAUGAAAGAUUUUGAAGGCUCUUUAAAAAAAGUGUCAAAGUCAGUGUCUGAAUCGGACCUUGAAAAAUAUGCAAAGUGGAUAGCUGAAUUUGGGUCAUGUUGAGCUUGACUUUUAAAAGACUUGAAUAGGAACCUGCCUUCAAAAAGUCCUUUGUACUGCCAGAUGAAGAGGUGCUACACGUUGGCAUUUCUCUUUAGCAGAUAAACAGAAAGAGAAAUGCUUCUUACGAGACGAUUCAAGGAUUUUUAUUUUGCCACCUGGGACGUUACUUCCUUGCUAAAUUAACCAAAUUGGUUUGGGGUGUGAGGGCCAUAUUGAGCACAUUGCGAGUUACAGUUUGAAAAGUCUUUUCAUUGGUUUAAAGAAACAAAAGGUCAUCUUCUAGUAGUUAGCCUUUUUUCCAAUCUUUUACUUUCCCCAUGAGAUUAGUCAAAAUUGACAGAAGAAACCAUGAGGUGUGUGUUUUUUUUUUUGUUUUUUUUUUUGUUAAAUAAUUACUGUAGGAGAUAUGAAAUUAUGCACUGCUUUAAUAAACUGAGCAAUAAAUUAUGU